This is a messenger RNA of Centropristis striata (black sea bass), 6992 nucleotides long. RefSeq names its product FA complementation group M (gene fancm). Gene Ontology annotation, molecular function: ATP binding; 3'-5' DNA helicase activity; nuclease activity. Lineage: Eukaryota; Metazoa; Chordata; Actinopteri; Perciformes; Serranidae. Gene Ontology annotation, biological process: interstrand cross-link repair; replication fork reversal; double-strand break repair via synthesis-dependent strand annealing. The record is from RefSeq and is a predicted model, not a curated record. The coding region runs from base 256 to 6525 and encodes 2089 amino acids. The transcript has 28 exons.
AGCUUAUUUGUUAAUGUUACCACGUACAUGUGCCGGUUUAUCUCCAUUAGCUGAACAUAUCGCCGUCAGUACAACACAGAGAUGUUGUUUUCAAUGGAAACUAGUUUAAAUUACCCAAAUCACUGUGGCGUCAAACCGCCGGUGUUAUAUUUUGGUAGGACGCGUUGCGGAAGUGACGCUGUAUUUAUAAACGUUAUGUGACGUUGCCGCUGGUCGCAUGGCUUCACUUUCUCACAAAGUUUUCUGCCACAACGGAUGAAAAUGAGCAGUGGCAGCAACCAGAGGACGCUGUUCCAGACCUGGGGGGGCCCCCCCCCGCAGAACAAAACGCUGUCACCGAAGAAGGAGAGCAAGAAAGCCGCUGGACGGCGCAGAACGACCCCAAACACCUCCUCACAGGUAAAAACUCCUCAUAGCCUCCUAUGGACUCAGGCCGGUCAGAGACAGGAGGAGCCCUCAGCUGUCUGUGAGGAGGAAGAGGAGGAUGAUGAUGAUCUGAUGGUGGUGGCUGUGUAUGAAGCUGAGAAGAGCCUCCAACAGCAGCUCCAACAUGAAACCAACCCUGGAGGACCAGAGAGCUCUGGACCCUCUACCACCACCUGCUCAGAGCUGCCUGGCUUCGACAGCUCCUCCGCCAGCGUCUGGAUCUACCCCACCAACUUCCCCGUCAGAGAGUACCAGCUGAAGAUGUCGGAGGCGGCUCUGUUCCAGAACACGCUGGUGGUGCUGCCCACCGGGCUGGGCAAGACCUUCAUCGCCUCCGUGGUCAUGUACAACUUCUACCGCUGGUACCCGUCCGGGAAGAUCGUCUUCAUGGCGCCCACCAAGCCGCUGGUGGCCCAGCAGAUGGAGGCCUGCUACAACGUGAUGGGGAUCCCACAGGAACACAUGGCUGAGCUGACUGGAACGACAGCAGCGAGGCUCCGUGAGGACGUCUGGAGGACGAAGCGUGUGUUCUUCCUCACCCCUCAGGUGAUGGUCAACGACCUGUCCAGAGACACCUGUCCUGCCCAGCAGGUCAGGUGUGUGGUGAUCGAUGAAGCCCACAAGGCUCUGGGGAACCACGCCUACAGCCAGGUGAUCCGACAGCUCAGCAGCCAGACGCUUCAGUUUAGAGUUCUGGCGCUCAGCGCUACUCCAGGAGGAGACACCAAGGCGGUGCAGGCGGUGAUCUCUAACCUCCUGAUCUCCCACAUGGAGCUCCGUGGUGAGGAGAGUCCAGACGUCCAGGCCCACUGCCACCAGCGCCUCCUGGACAAACUGGUGGUUCCUCCUGGGGAGACGCUGUCCAGGUACCAGGCCCGCUACCUGCAGGUUCUGGAGAAGUUCAUGUCCCGUCUGGUCCAGAACCGUGUGAUGGGUCAUAAAGACCUGAAGACCCUCAGCAAGUACCAGAUGAUCCUGGCCAGGGACCAGUUCCGCAAGAACCCCCCGCCCUGCAUCAAGGCGGGCCAGCAGGGCAUGCUGGAGGGAGACUUUGCUCUGUGCAUCAGUCUGUACCACGGCUACGAGCUGCUGAUGCAGGUGGGACUCCGCUCGCUCUUCUUCUUCAUCCAGAGCAUCAUGGACGGAUCCAGAGAGAUGUCCAGGGCCAGGAACGAGCUGCAGAGGACUCCCUCCUUCAUGGAGCUCUACCAGGAGAUGGAGCAGAUGUUUGUGAAGCCGUCUGCAGGUCCAGAGGAGCCGUUCAUCUACAGUCACCCCAAACUGGAGAAACUGGAGCAGGUGGUGGUGCAGCACUUCAGACGCUGGGCGGAGGACUCCUCCAUCAAUAACGCUCCUCAGGAGGUCAACACGCGUGUCAUGAUCUUCUCCUCGUUCAGGGAGAGCGUGCAGGAGAUCGCUGCCAUGUUGGACCGCCACGCCCCUCUGAUCCGGGUCAUGACCUUUAUGGGCCAAGCCUCCGCAGGGAAAGGAGUCAAAGGCUUCACCCAGAAGGAGCAGCUGGAGGUGGUGAGCCGGUUCCGUCAGGGCGGCUUCAACACUCUGGUGUCCACCUGUGUGGGGGAGGAGGGGCUGGACAUCGGGGAGGUGGACCUCAUCGUCUGCUUCGAUGCUCAGAAGAACCCGAUCCGCCUGGUGCAGAGGAUGGGACGAACCGGACGGAAACGCCAGGGACGCAUCGUUGUCAUCCUGGCUGAGGGCCGAGAGGAGAGGGCUUACAACCAGAGCCAGAGCAUCAAGCGUAGCAUGGAUAAGUCCAUCAUCAGCAACAAGAGCGGCUUCCACAUGUACCCCAGCAGCCCCCGCAUGCUGCCCCCGGGGGUCCAGCCCACCCUGCACAAGAUGCACAUCACCUGUGGACAGUUUGACCACCGGGACAGCAGCAGGAGGUCCAGCAGGGGGAGGAGGUCCCACUCCGAGGGACGGACCUCCCUCAUCCACCCUCACAACCUCAUCCAUCAGGGCUCUGAGACGUCUGACGGGUUCCUGAGUCGAUCUGAAUAUUCUCUCUGGUCGUCCACCAUGAAGCUGCAGGAACAUGAAGCUCAUCCAACCCUGAGAACAUCACAUUUCCUGUCCAUACCCAGUGAUCCUCCACCGCAGGAGGUCGUUUCCAGCGUCCCCCCGUCCAGAGAGCUGUCUCUGUGGGAGUGGAGGCACUGGCAGCACAAGGCGCUGCCCACCCACGCCGUGGACCACUCCCUCCGCUGCCGACACUUCAUCAGCGUCAUGGAGCUGGUGGACGCCAUGAGGGAGGAGCCUGAGGGGGAGUGUCUCUAUGAGCAGCAGCUGCUGCCUCACCUCCACUCAGAGAGAGCUGGUGGACACGUGAAGAAGAAACAGAAGAAGGAGAAGAAACAGAAGAUCUGCAGUAGAACCAGCAGAGCGUCCCUCUUCUCUCUGUCCCACGUGGACUUCAUUGAUGAUGAAGACGAGUGGGAGAAGACCAGGAGGAAGAGUCUAGUUCCAUCAUCUGAAGGGACCAAACAGAGACUUCCUGUUGACCAUUGCACUGAUGCGUCUCCUAAUGAACUCUCAGAGCAGCCGGGCCCCGAGGCCCUGCGUCCCCGUCUGUCCAACAACGACUGUCCGGAGGUGGACCUGGAUGAAGACGCUGCUGCUGUUAAUGAAUCAGAGUCUGAACGUUCUGACAGAAUCUCCCCGUUGGUUCCACAAACAGAAGAAGAAGAAGCAGAUGUGGAGCUCCAGGCCUUGUUCUUCCUCCCUCAGUGGGACUCAACACCUCCUCCGUCCUUCUCUGGUCUCCUCCAGGGACCAGAUCUCAGUCUGAAGAUCAUCCUGGACAACGUGGCCCAGCUCCUCUCCAGAUCUCCUCCUCCUCCUCCUCCUGCUGGUUUAGAGGCCGACAUGUCUGCUCCUCCGACUCCUCAGCAGCAACAACUGAAGUCUAAAGCUGACUUUUUGCAGCCGGUCUGUUUCAGCCUGGACUUGGACGAAGACGAUGAUGAUGAUGAUGAUGUGAUGAUGAAGCUGGACUCAGACGAGCCUCCAGGUGAUGAAGAUGAAGUUAAACUGUGUGGAGAUCAGGAGCAGCAGCAGAACAUCAGCAGUCCCUCCUGGGACCAGGUGUUCGGGGACGAGGAAGAUAAUCAGGAGACGAGGAGAGACGAUCAGGAAACAGAAGAUGUGAACAACCAGCUGACUGAUCAACUGGAAGCUGAGGAGGAAAUAAAGAGAGACAAUGAUGGCGUGAUGGAGGAAGAGGAGGAAGAGGAGGAGGAGAGCUGCUGGGAUGAUUUGCAGGACCUGAGACAUGCUGAUGGGAACAGUGAGUCUGGGACCAGAGCUCAGAUGGAGGACAGCAUGGAUCUGUUCGGGGACGACGAGGCGUUUCUACAGAUGACCAUCCCAGACAUCUCCACGCCCGGAGCCACGCCCACCAGGACCUCCACCAGGACCCCCACCAGGACCUCCCCCAGGACCCCCACCAGGACCCCCACCAGGACCCCCACCAGGACCUCCAGCAGGACCUCCACCAGGACCCCCACCAGGACCUCCACCAGGACCUCCAGCAGGACCUCCACCAGGACCCCCACCAGGACCUCCAGCAGUCCUGGAGACGCCACAGAGAACCCACACAGCUCCACAGAGAGGUUAAACACAGAGGAUUUAAAGAACACCACGAUGGAGACGGAGAUGGAGACAGACGGAGCAGCUCCAGCUGAUGAGUCUCCCUCCAUCAGACAGAACUCAGAGCUCCACGGCUCUCAGGACUUCUUCUCCGUCAACUUUGACCUCGCCUUUUCAGACUCUGACGAGGCAGAAGAAGACGGAGUUCCCGCUCCGUGUCCGUCCAACUCGUCUAAAAACCAGCCCGUCUCCACCUCUAAAAACCAGCCCGUCUCCACCUCGUCUAAAAACCAGCCCGUCUCCACCUCGUCCACCCCCCAGUCCGUCCUCCAGAGACAGACGAGGCCUCGGUGGUCCUCUCAGUCCAACAUGUCCAACAUGUCCACUCCACAGGUUCUGUCAGAGAACAGGAAGAGAGGAUCUUCUUCUCUCAUCCACUCGUCUUUGGUGUCUGGAGGCGGAGCUCUACCGUCUCCCAUCUCGUCUCCAGGCGUCAGGAGGACGCUGAUGUCCACCGUUGGUCCUCAUCCAUCCUCGUCUCCAGUCCUCAGCUUCAGAAGGAGAGAACCGGACCAGAACUCCCCUCCACAGACAGUGGAGUCUGACAGCGAUGAUGAUGAUGAUGAUGAAGUUGUGCUUCAUAAAAGACGACAUCAGAACAAGGUUAAACUCUUGUCAUCUCCGGAAACGGUCUACAGUGAGGUGGACUCUCCUCUGGUUGUGAAGAGGAAACGAUCAGCUGCAUUAAACACUACUGAUGAAGUGGAGCCUGAAGCUGUUUCUGAUGAUGAUUUCCAGUCUGAGUCUCUGUUGAGAGGAAGAGCAGCAGCACCACGAGUCCAACCAGACCCAGUCCAGCGCCCCGUGAGUCGGAGGAGAGGCCGCCACUUCCUGGACGAGGAGGCGCAGCUGUCUGAGGAGGAGGAGGGAGCCGACGUGUCGUCUGAUGAAGAGGAGGGAGACGAAGAGGACCACUCUCUGCACGGCUUCGUGGUCGACAACUCUCACUUCUCUCAGGGGCUGAACGACUCUGAGAUGGCUGCUGUUUACCUGAAGUCAGUGAGGAGUCCUGCUGUCCAGGGGAAGUUCAAGAUGUCCUACAGGAAACAGCACAACAUGGACAUCUUCUCUCAGGUGCCUGAGGAGGAUGAAACGUACGCUGAGGACAGCUUCGUGGUCGGCAGUGAGGAGGAGGAGGAGGAGGAGGAGGAGAGCAGCCAGCAGGAGGAUGAAGAUGUUGUACUCCUGCCUGAGGACUCGUACGUAGAGGGACGGAGGCAGUACGCCACCAGACGGAGGGUCUUCCUGCACAACGCCAGAGCUGGAUCCAGAGCAGGACCAGGAUCAGGACCAGGACCAGGAUCUAAGGCCGGGAGGAAGACGAAGCGCUCCCGUCUCAUCCGUAUCAAUGACUCCAGUGAUGAAGAGGAGGUGCAGGCAGCUGGAGGACAGGAAGCUCUCCCAGCAGCAGCAGGAGGAGGAGGAGGAGGAGGACUGGGUGCUGCUGCCCCCUUGUGGCCAAAGGAGGUACAGCCAGAGACCAGCAGGCUGCAGGAGCAGAAACCUUCCUCCUCCUCCUCCUCCUCUUCAUCCUUAGCCUCCAAGGUGUCUCUGCUGAAGAUGAGGAGGAGCUCAGUGACGGAGGAGCAGCAGAAGGAGAGGUUUCUCCAGAAGUUGGAAAAUCAGCAUUCGCUCUCUAAUGAACUUGACUUUGACGAGUCACAGUUUUCCUCCAGGAAACAACCCCAGGUUCAGCUGCUCCCUGCAGCCUCCUCCAGGGACCCCCCCGCCCCCCCCGGGCCGGUCUGCGUCCUGGUGGACAGUCGCUGUCUGAGCGGCGGUGUCGACCUGGUGACCGCCCUCCGCCGGCGCCACGGCGUCUCGGUCCAGGUCGUCUCUCUGGACGGCAGCUACGUGAUGGUCAGCAGGCGGACGGCGGUGGAGCGGCUCAGCCAGACGGACCUCGCCGCGCUCCACCACCGCAAGAAGCUGACGGAGAGAGUGACCCGCCUGCAGGGAUCGUUUGAUCGGGUCUGUCUGGUCGUGGAGAAGGAACGCACCAAGCCGGGUGAGACGUCGCGUCCCUUCCAGCGAACCCGUUACUAUGACAACACGCUGACAGCUCUGGUGCGUUGCGGCGUGCGGUUGCUGUGGAGUGACGGCGCCGAGGAGAGCGCCGCCCUGCUGGCUCACCUGGCUCACCUGGAGCAGCGUAAAGGUCAGGGCAUCGCCGCUCCGCUAGAGGUCAAAGGUCAGCACCAGCAGCAGGCCCUGCAGCUCUACCUGAGCCUCCCCUCCGUCAACUACGCCCACGCACUCAGCUUCUGCCACAACUUCAGCUCAGUCGCACAACUCAUCAACAGCUCUGUAGAAGCCAUCGAGAGAGGAGGCUGCAUGAGUCGCUCCAGAGCCGAGGAGGUCUACCGCUUCCUGCGCUACUCCUGCUCCUCCUGCUUCAUCAACACGUCAAAAAGUGGAAAAACCAGCUAGCAGCAGAGGAGAAACACUGUAGGAGAACCUCUCUGAAACCUCCUCCACUACUUUAUUCCUCUCUUCCUGCUCCUCCUGACCUCCUUUAGUUGCUCUGAAGUAUCUCAGGAUGUUGGUUCAACCUUCUUGCACAAUAACUUUGAGGUGAACUCGGUUUAUUUAACACCACGGCUUUAUUAAUGUGAGGCAUGCUCUCUGUAUUAUGCUGUAAUAUUAUUAUUUAAGUUAUCAUCAGUGUUUCCCUCAUGAUGAACAGAAUCAGAUCCUGUUCCUGUCAGACGGUGCUGAGGGAAUACUGCAAUCAUUACUCAAUAUAUGAUCACUUGAAUAACUUAUUGUUUGUCAAUAAUGGAAACAUUUGUUUACAGCGCUGCUCUAACAGAAGUAAAUAUGAUCAGAUUUCUAAAUAAACAGUGAUAUUUUCAUACAUUAGUGUCAAAGAAUGUUUUCCUCCUGAAACAUCAAAA